CCCAGGGCGGGAGGGGCGCGCCAAUGCCGGGGCCGGCCGCACUGAGCGCGGCGGCGGCCGCGCUGGUGGCUGCCCUGCUCCUGCUGCGGCGCGAGGACGCGGGGCCGGGGCCUGGCCCCAGCAUGGACCAAACAGAGGCGUUGCCAAAGCUUCGGGAAGACUUCAGGAUGCAGAAUAAAUCCGCCUUUAUUCUGGGCGCCAGCGGAGAAACUGGCAGGGUGCUCUUAAAAGAAAUGCUGGAGCAGAGCUUGUUUUCCAAAGUCACGCUCAUUGGCCGGAGAAAACUCACCUUCCACGAGGAGGCUUAUAAAAAUGUGAUUCAAGAAGUGGUGGACUUUGAAAAGUUGGAUGACUACGCUUCUGCCUUUCAAGGUCACGAUGUUGGAUUCUGUUGCCUGGGUACCACCAGAAGUAAAGCCGGGGCGGAGGGAUUUGUUCGCGUUGACCGAGAUUAUGUGCUGAAGUCUGCAGAGCUGGCAAAAGCUGGAGGGUGUAAACAUUUCAACUUACUGUCCUCUAAAGGAGCUGAUAAGUCGAGCAAUUUUUUAUACCUACAAGUUAAGGGAGAAGUGGAAGCCAGGGUUGAAGAAUUAAAAUUUGAUCGUUACUCAGUAUUUAGGCCUGGAGUUCUAUUAUGUGAUAGGCAAGAAUUUCGCCCAGGUGAAUGGUUGGUUAGAAAGUUCUUUGGCUCCCUACCAAAAUCUUGGGCCAGGGGGCACUCUGUGCCUGUGGAGACAGUGGUUAGAGUGAUGCUGAACAACGCCGUGAGGCCAAGCAACGAGAAAAUGGAACUUCUGGAUAACACAGCCAUCCACAAUCUGGGGAAAGCUGACAGCUCCCUCAAGCCAUGACCACGCUGGAGUAACGCUUUUAUUGUAAACCUUAACACCCAUCACCAAAUUGGUAAUUUCAGGGUCUAAAAAAAUUCAGCAUACUGUAACUUCAUUGUUUCCCUCUUCUCAGCCACUCAGAUCCAAUCAAGAAAUGACUGUGCCUGUGUCGGUGGUUCAGAGCCUGGUUAUAUAUACAGAUCGCCCAGGAACUUUGAGAAAUGCAGAUCUGUAGGCCCUACCUCAAACCUUCUGAAUCAGAACUUUUAGACUGUGGGCACAGGCAUCUGUAGUUUUCUUUUGUUUAAGCUCACCCUGGUUGUUCUGAUGCCACUAAUUGGGAGGCCAGCUUUGAAAUGCUUGUCUGCAGAGUCACAGCAGCAGUGAAAACCUUCUGUACUUUGCAAAUGAGCUCUGUUCUAAAAUUGUUGACAUUCAUAUCUCUGAGUGACACAGAUGCUAAUUAACUACAUGUAAUUGUGUCAACGAACACUAUGCCUUUACUACUUCUUUAGAAUAUAUAAUAAAAGUUAUAUAACUAAGUUUAUAUAAUUCAUGGGGAGAAUUAAAUAAAGGAAUAAAAAUAAAUGAACAAAUCCUAGGUACCUCUUAUAUUGUUCAAAUGCCCAUGUAUUAGUGGUGAUGUGCAGCAUUUGGGCCACUGGGGUGAUAUAACAGCAGCUAAUAUUUAUCAAGUGCUUGCUAAGUACCAGUCUUUACAUGUGUUAUCUGUGCUUUAACCCUCCAAACCAUCCUUACAGAGUGUGAUAGUUAUCAUCAUCUUUUUAUCUUAGAUUGGGAAACCGAGGCUUACUGUGGGUAAGUGCCUUGCCCAAGGAUCCAAAGCUGAAGACCUACAGCUAAGAAAUGGCAGAGUCAGGAUUCUAACCUAGGUCAGCCUGAUCACAUAGCUUGUAUUUUUGAACCACCCUGUAAGAGCACCAGGUAUGCCGUAUAUUUCCAGGUAGUUCCAGUUAAUUGUUAGUACGUGUUGUGGAUGAAUACACUUGAAAUUGUUGGACUUCUCCUUUGGUCUAGGAUCCUUAUGAUUAACCACAAAAUGUGCACAUAGCCAUUAAAAUUUGAUGUCACUAGA
Lemur catta (Ring-tailed lemur) is the source of this 1926-nucleotide messenger RNA. RefSeq names its product HIV-1 Tat interactive protein 2 (gene HTATIP2). The transcript is spliced from 6 exons. The record is from RefSeq and is a predicted model, not a curated record. The coding region runs from base 24 to 851 and encodes 275 amino acids. NCBI's taxonomy places the organism in Eukaryota, Metazoa, Chordata, Mammalia, Primates, Lemuridae. Gene Ontology annotation, molecular function: NAD binding; oxidoreductase activity, acting on the aldehyde or oxo group of donors, NAD or NADP as acceptor. Gene Ontology annotation, biological process: import into nucleus. Gene Ontology annotation, cellular component: cytoplasm.